Molecule: messenger RNA, 9973 nt
Organism: Polypterus senegalus (gray bichir)
Lineage: Eukaryota; Metazoa; Chordata; Cladistia; Polypteriformes; Polypteridae
Product: fibrillin-2
Exons: 65
Coding region: 353-8869 (2838 amino acids)
Molecular function (GO): calcium ion binding
Source: RefSeq, a predicted model, not a curated record
CUCGGGGUCGUUUUAAAUGGAGUUUUCCUUCCGUUCUCACAAACGCACACACCUUAAUGACAGUUGCGAGCGCACUCACAACCUUAAGGUUCCCUCGGUAAAGCCGGAGCAGGGAGAACAGGCGGGCUGGCGGUACCCUGACGCUUAUUUUCUGUGCCCCUUCGCUUGUCUCCUCAGUGCGCCAACAGCCCGCGAUAAAGGCAUGUGACUGACGAGAGAGCGCCGGAGUGAGCGAGGCAGUGAGCGUGUGCCGUGUGAGCUGCCAGUCGCCUCGGCGCGCCGUACCCGCGCUUUUCCAUCUCUCUCUCUCUUUCUCUCUCUAUCUCCAGCAUCAGCUCUCCCGCGCCCCAGGAUGGUGCUGUAUGGUGCUACGAAGUACCUCCUCGGGUGGCUCGCUGUAUCAAGCAUCGUGGCGAAUGAAGUGGAAGGUCAAGCGGCUGGACACUACGGCAAUGGAAGAGGGGAGCAACACGUAGUGAUGAAACCGUCGGCGGAUGGACUGAGGAGAAGAAGACCGCAGGAUGUGCUGCGAGGACCAAAUGUUUGUGGAUCUCGCUUUCAUUCUUACUGCUGCCCUGGCUGGAAAACAUUACCUGGAGGAAACCAGUGCAUUUUGCCCAUUUGCCGAAACAGUUGUGGAGAUGGAUUUUGCUCUCGUCCGAACAUGUGCACUUGCCCUAAUGGAAAAAUAUCUCCAACAUGUGAAACAAAAUCUACACAGCAAUGCAACAUAAGGUGCAUGAAUGGGGGUAUCUGCUCUGAGGAACAGUGCAAGUGCCAGAAAGGAUAUACUGGAACAUACUGUAGUCAGUCUAUCUGUGACAAUGACUGCCAGAAUGGAGGCCGCUGUGUUGGACCAAAUCGCUGUGCUUGUAUUUAUGGUUUUACUGGUCCCCAGUGUGAAAGAGAUUACAGAACUGGGCCAUGCUUUACUUACAUCAACAACAAUGAGAUGUGCCAGGGUCAGCUAACUGCUGUAAUCUGCACCAAGACUCUCUGCUGUGCUACGGUUGGACGAGCUUGGGGUCACCCUUGUGAGAUCUGUGCACCACAGCCACAGCCCUGUAGACGUGGCUUCUUAGCCAAUAUUCGAACAGGAGCCUGUCAAGAUGUUAAUGAGUGCCAGGCUAUUUCAGGUAUUUGCCUAGGUGGAAACUGUCUCAAUACAAUUGGGUCCUAUGAGUGCAAGUGUUCUGCUGGCUACAGGCAGAAUGAAGCAACUCAAAAAUGUGAAGAUGUAGAUGAAUGUGAUGCUCUCCCCGAUAUGUGCAAUGGAGGACAAUGUGUCAAUACCAUGGGAAGUUAUUUCUGCAACUGCCCAGAGGGUUAUGUAACUUCAGUGGACAGUAUUCGCUGUGUUGAUCAGAGAAUGGGGAGGUGCUACACCAGUCUGUUGAAUACCGACUGUUCUCAGGAGCUUCCAAUUCCCCUUACAAAAACCCAGUGCUGCUGUGAGACUGGGAGAUGUUGGUCCUCAGGACUCGAGCCAGAGAAGUGUCCUGUCCAAGGGUCAGAAGCGCACCAUUUAAUAUGCACAGAAAGCCUACCAGAAUUCACUUCAGAAUUCAAACGUGUUUUGCCAGAUGGAGCAGGUGAUGUAGACUCAGAUUUAAGACAUCCUUUAAGUGGUGGCAAUGGUCCUGGUCCAGCAGUCGUGGUAGCUCUCAACCAAAGCAAUAAUGCUUGCCAUCAGUUCAGCAAUAUGUGUGUAAAUGGCCAUUGUGUUCCCCUUGCAUCAAGCUUCCGAUGUGUAUGCAGUGAGGGUUUCCAGGCAGAUCCACAAGGUGAAUGUUUAGAUAUUGAUGAAUGCAGAUGUAGCCCUUGUACAAAUGCAGAUUGUGUAAAUACUCCUGGCUCAUACUACUGCAGGUGUCAUACAGGAUUCCAGCACGCUGCCAUCAGGCAGACCUGCACAGAUAUUGAUGAGUGCCUGCAGAAUGGAAUCCUCUGCAGAAAUGGCCGCUGUGUUAAUACAGAAGGCAGUUUCCAGUGCAUUUGCAAUAUAGGCUUUUAUCUAAGUUCAGAUGGCAUGAGUUGUGUGGAUCAAGAUGAGUGUGCUAGCAGCAACAUGUGCCUCAAUGGAAUGUGCAUCAAUGAAGAAGGAAGCUUUAGGUGCAUCUGCAAGCCAGGCUUUUCCCUGGCCUCCAAUGGUCGCUAUUGCGUGGAUAUCGAUGAAUGCCAGACAGCAGGAAUAUGCAUGAAUGGCCGCUGCAUUAAUUUGGAAGGCUCAUUCAGAUGCCAGUGUCUUGCAGGUCUUGCUGUUGGAGUGGAUGGAAGGUUUUGUCUUGACACUCACAUAAAGAGUACUUGUUAUGGAGCCAUCCAGAAAGGUGUUUGUGUGAAUCCAUUUCUUGGGACCUUCACCAAAUCUGAAUGCUGUUGUGCGAAUGUGGAUUACAGCUUUGGAGAGCCGUGCCGACCCUGCCCACCCAUGAACUCAGCUGAGUUUCAAGCAUUGUGUAUCAGCGGACCUGGAUUCUCAGUGGAAGGAAAAGAUAUUAAUGAGUGUGCUUUGAAUCCUGAUAUUUGCUCCAAUGGAAUAUGUGAAAAUCUGCGUGGAAGCUACAGGUGUACCUGCAAUAUUGGCUAUGAAUCUGAUGCCACUGGCAAGAUGUGCAUUGACAUUGAUGAGUGCGUAGUGAACAGAAGACAGUGUGAAAUUGGCUUAUGCCGGAACAAUCCUGGAAGUUUUACCUGUACCUGCCCCAAAGGUUACUUCUUCCAGCCAGAAUUCAAUACAUGUGAAGAUAUCAAUGAGUGCACUAGCAAACCCUGUGUUAAUGGAAUCUGCAGAAACAAUGGUGGUUCUUUCACUUGUGAGUGCUCCACAGGAGGCAAGCUUGACUUGACUGGCUUGGUCUGUAUAGACAGUUUGAGAGGAACUUGCUGGCUGAACAUUCAAGAUGGUCGCUGUGAGGUGAACAUUAAUGGAGCCACCAUUAAAUCAGAGUGUUGUGCUACAUUAGGAGUGGCAUGGGGUAGCCCCUGUAUUCCUUGUGAGAUAGAUUCCGCAUGCCCAAGAGGAUUUGCCCGAGUCAGAGGUGUAGCAUGUGAAGAUGUCAAUGAGUGUCGGGUUUUUCCAGGCAUUUGCCCAAAUGGCCAUUGUGUCAACACCAAAGGUUCAUUCCUAUGCCAGUGCCUUGAAGGUCUCACCUUAGAUGCCACAGGCAGGCUGUGUAUAGACAUACGGCUAGAGCAGUGCUACCUGACCUACAAUGAGGAUGAGUGCUCCAAGCCCAUGUUGGGCAGAUUCCGGAGAGAUGCCUGCUGCUGCUCAGUUGGAGCUGCCUGGGGUGUGUACUGUGAGGAGUGUCCAAACCCAGGCAGUGGUGACUUUGACAGCCUUUGCCCACGUGGUCUGGGGUUUGCCAACAGAGGAGAAAUCACAGACAGGCCAUUUUACAAAGAUAUUAAUGAAUGCAAAACUUUUCCCAGUAUUUGCACUCGCGGCAAAUGUCGCAACACUAUUGGCAGCUUCAGGUGUCAUUGUGACAGUGGAUUUGCCAUUGAUGCAGAGGAAAGAAACUGCACAGACAUUGACGAGUGUCAAAUCUCUCCAGACCUCUGUGGGAAUGGCAGCUGUGUAAACACUGCAGGAAGUUUUGACUGUGAGUGUUUCCCUGGAUUUGAAAGUGGAUUCAUGAUGAUGAAAAAUUGCAUUGACAUCAAUGAAUGUGAAAGGAAUCAUCUUCUUUGCCAUGGGGGCACCUGCAAAAACACAGAUGGCAGCUACAUAUGUCUUUGUCCUACUGGAUAUCAACUGUCUUUUGCAGGGGAUGCUUGCAUCGAUAUCAAUGAGUGUGAUCUAAGUGAUAGCCUGUGCAAGAAUGGAAAAUGUGUGAACAUUAUGGGCACUUAUCAGUGCAUAUGUGCUCCUGGAUAUCAAGUCACCCCUGAGCGACAGUCCUGUGUUGAUAUUGAUGAGUGCUCCAUUGGAAAUGGAGAAUGUGAAGCCCACUGUAGCAAUUCAGAAGGCAGCUAUAAGUGCAGUUGCAAUGAAGGUUACAUUCUGCUUCCAGAAAAAAGAAAUUGUGCAGACAUUGAUGAAUGUGAGGACAACAUAGAUAUUUGUGAUGGAGGACAGUGCACAAAUAUUCCUGGUGAAUAUCGUUGCCUCUGCUUUGAUGGUUUUAUGGCAUCCAUGGAUAUGAAGACCUGUGUCGACAUUAAUGAAUGUGAUUUACAUGCCAACAUUUGCAUGUUUGGGGAGUGUGAGAACACCAAAGGCUCAUUCACCUGCAAUUGCCAGCUGGGCUAUUCUGUCAAGAAAGGAGCAACAGGCUGUACAGAUAUUGAUGAGUGUGGAAUUGAAGCUCAUAAUUGUGACAUUCAAGCUUCAUGCAUUAACAUGCCUGGCAGUUUCAGCUGCAGUUGUCAAGAAGGCUGGGUGGGAACUGGAGUCAAGUGUACAGAUCUCAAUGAAUGUGCAAAUGGGAGUCACCUGUGUAGCUCCAAUGCCCAGUGUCUGAACACACCAGGAUCAUACCAUUGCAGCUGUUCUGAGGGAUUCACAGGGGAUGGAUACACUUGUUCAGAUAUGGAUGAGUGUAUGGAGAAUGGUAACCUCUGUGAAAAUGGCAGGGGUCUGAAUACACCUGGGCUGUACCGUUGUGAGUGUGAUAUGGGCUUCUCGCCUGCCACUGACAGCAGAUCUUGCCAAGAUAUCAAUGAAUGCUUAUUCCAAAGUAUUUGUGUAUUUGGCACAUGCAAAAAUCUCCCAGGCAUGUUCAGGUGCAUUUGCAAUGAUGGUUAUGAACUUGAUCGGACAGGAGGUAACUGCACAGAUAUAGAUGAAUGUACAAAUCCAAUCAAUUGUGUUAAUGGAAUAUGUGUAAACAGUCCUGGAGGAUAUCAAUGUAACUGUCCGCCUGAAUUUGAGCUAAACCCAACUGGAGUUGGUUGUGUGGACAUUCGAUUUGGUUACUGUUACCUGGACUUUGAAUACAGUGAAGAUGGUAGUCUGUCUUGCAGUGGAGAAAUAGGGGUUGCUGUUAGUCGUUCCUCUUGCUGCUGCUCACAAGGAAAAACCUGGGGAAAUCCCUGUGAACUCUGUCCACGUAUCAAUACAAAUGAAUACAAAACAUUGUGUCCGGGAGGUGAAGGCUUUAAACCUAACCCUAUUACUAUUAUACUGGAAGAUAUUGAUGAAUGUGAGGAGCUGCCAGGACUUUGUCAGGGUGGAAGCUGUUUGAAUACAUUUGGCAGUUUCAUGUGUCACUGCCCAGCAGGAUACAAUCUUAGUGAAGAAAGUCAUAUUUGUGAAGAUGUUGAUGAGUGUGUUGCUUACAGUAACAUUUGUGGCCCUGGCACAUGCUACAACACAUUGGGCAAUUACACCUGCAUAUGUCCUCCCGAGUACAUGCCUAUCAAUGGAGGAAACAGUUGCUUGGAUAUGAGAAAAAGUCUAUGCUACCGAAACUACAAUGGAACAUCUUGCGAGAAUGACCUGCCUUUCAGUCUCACAAAGCGACUGUGCUGCUGUUCUUAUAAUAUAGGAAAAUCCUGGAAUAAGAAUUGUGAAGCUUGUCCAAUUCCUGGGUCAUCUGAAUAUCGUGUGCUGUGUGGUAAUGUUGUGCCUGGAUUUACUUUUCACAUCCAUACUGGUAAAGCAGUGGACAUUAAUGAGUGUCAGGAAAUUCCUGGGAUUUGCAUGAAUGGUGUCUGCAUUAACAUGAUUGCCAGCUUCCGCUGCGAAUGUCCAACUGGUUUCAGCUACAAUGACCUGAUCUUAGGUUGCGAAGAUAUAGAUGAGUGCAGCAAUAGAGGUAUCUGCCAACAUCAUGCAGAUUGUAUCAACAGUCCAGGCAGUUAUCGCUGUGAAUGUUCAUCUGGGUUUAAACUUUCACCUAUAGGAUCAUGUAUAGAUUAUAAUGAGUGCCUUGAAAUUCCAAACAUCUGCAGUCAUGGCGAAUGUGUUGACUUGCUGGGGAGCUAUCGUUGCGUUUGUCAUUCUGGCUUCAAGGCCACUACAGAUCAGAAAAUGUGUAUUGAUACAGAUGAAUGUGAGAGGCAGCCAUGUGGAAAUGGAACUUGUAAGAACACCAUAGGUUUUUAUAACUGCCUGUGCCACCCUGGCUUUGAGCUGACCCUCAGCAAUGACUGCACAGAUAUCGAUGAAUGCAGAACCUUAUUGGGACAUGUGUGUCGACAUGGCCAGUGUAUUAACAGUGUUGGCUCUUUCCACUGUUUGUGUGAAGAUGGAUACAAACUUACACCAGAGGGAAGGAACUGUGUUGAUAUCAAUGAAUGUGUUUUAUUUCCUGGAACUUGCUUCCCUGGGACAUGCCAGAAUCUUGAUGGAACUUUCCAAUGCAUUUGUCCUCGGGGAUAUGAAGUUCAGAAUGAAAACUGUAUUGACAUUAAUGAGUGUGAAGAAGACCCUUAUAUUUGCCUAUUUGGAACUUGUGUAAAUAAUCCGGGAAGUUUCCAGUGCCUCUGCCAGCCUGGCUUUGUCUUAUCAGAAAAUGGAAGAACCUGUUUUGAUAAACGAGAAAAGUUUUGUUUCACGAAGUUUGAGAAUGGAAGGUGUUCUGUGCCUAUAGCAUUUAACACCACAAAAGCCAAAUGCUGCUGCAGUAACAUACCAAGGGAAGGCUGGGGUGAUCCCUGUGAACUCUGCCCUCAGGAAGGACAAGAAGCUUUCCAAAUACUUUGUCCUUUUGGUUUUGGUACCAUUGAAGAUAUUGGUGGCAAACGAGAAGAUGUAAAUGAAUGUGUGGAAAACCCUGGCAUCUGCUUAAAUGGCCACUGCAUCAACAUGGAUGGCUCUUUCCGUUGUGAAUGCCCAGUGGGUUAUGGCUUGGAUGUCAGUGGCAUCAGCUGUGUGGACCUAGAUGAGUGUUCAGUUGGAAAUCCUUGUGGAAAUGGGACCUGUUCAAAUGUGAUGGGUGGAUUUGAGUGCAACUGUAAUGAUGGCUUUGAGCCUGGUCCUAUGAUGACUUGUGAGGAUAUUAAUGAAUGUACUUACAAUCCCUUAUUGUGUGCCUUCCGAUGCAUCAAUACCUAUGGAAGCUACGAGUGUAUCUGCCCUGUAGGUUAUAUCCUGCGUGAGGACAGGCAGAUGUGCAGAGAUCUGGAUGAAUGCACAGAGGGAUUUCACAACUGUGAAUAUAGAGGCAUGAUUUGUAAGAACCUGAUUGGAACUUUUCUGUGUGUUUGCCCACCUGGAAUGAUCAACAGUCCAGAUGGAGAAAGAUGCCAAGAUGAGAAUGAAUGUUACACAAAACCUGGAGUUUGUGAAAAUGGUCACUGCCUGAACACACAUGGCAGCUAUGCAUGUGACUGCAAUGAGGGCUUUAAAUUAGCAGCAACUGGCACAAAUUGCAUCGACCACAGACAAGGGUUUUGCUUCACUGAAGUUUUGCACACCAUGUGCCAGAUGUCUUUCAGCAGUCGAAAUUUGUCUACAAAAUCCGAAUGUUGCUGCAGUGGUGGGAAGGGCUGGGGAAACCAAUGUGAACUCUGCCCACUGCUUGGAACUGGGCAUUAUAAGAAGCUAUGUCCUCAUGGUCCUGGAUACAGCAUAGGUGACAAAGAUAUAAAUGAAUGCAAAGUUAUGAGCAAUCUGUGCAAAAAUGGACAAUGCAUCAAUACCAUAGGCUCCUUUAGGUGCCUUUGCCAGCUGGGCUAUGUCAUGGAUUUGACUGGGACCACGUGUGUGGAUAUGAAUGAAUGUCUUCAGUCUCCAAAGCCAUGCAGUUUUAUCUGUAAGAAUAUAGAGGGCAGCUAUCUUUGUUCAUGCCCUCAUGGCUAUAUUUUGCAGGAUGAUGGGAAAACUUGCAGAGAUCUCGAUGAGUGUCAGACCAAACAACACAACUGCCAGUUCCUCUGUGUCAACACUAUUGGAGGCUUUACCUGUAAAUGUCCAUCUGGAUUUACUCAGCAUCACACAGCCUGUAUUGAUAACAAUGAAUGUGCAUCUCAGCCUUCACUCUGUGGACCCAAAGGGAUUUGUCACAACAACCCAGGCAGCUUUCGUUGUGAGUGUCAACGAGGUUACUCUCUGGAUUCCAGUGGCCUCAAUUGUAAUGAUAUAGAUGAAUGCAAAAGCCAGCACAGAUGCAAACAUGGGUGUCAGAACACAGCAGGGGGGUACAGAUGUAGCUGUCCGCAGGGGUACAACCAGCACUACCAGUGGAACCAAUGUGUUGAUGAGAACGAGUGUGCUGAUCCAAAGAGGUGUGGAGCUGCCUUGUGCUACAAUACUCUAGGAAGCUACAGGUGCUCUUGUCCAUCUGGUUAUUCAUUUAAUGAGCUAACAACUUCCUGCCAUGACAUUAAUGAAUGUGAAACUUUUAAGAAUCCCUGUAAUUAUGGAUGCUCAAAUACAGAAGGAGGUUAUAUGUGCGGUUGUCCACCUGGGUAUUACAGAGUGGGACAAGGUCACUGUGUGUCUUCAGUGGUGCUACACCAGGAUCAGUUCUUGACCCCAGUGGGACAGGCCACUGAGGAAGAAGCCUUGUUUCUAGAAGCUUGCUAUGAAUGCAAGGUCAAGGAUCUCCCAAAGAAAGAUCUCAGAAGGAGAAGGAGUACUAAAGAAACACAGCUCUUCGAGGAGGCACCGGUCAGCCUGGACAGCUUGGACAAUCAAGUACCACUCAGGUUACAUCUCAAGAGUAGCAAGCAGCAACACAUCAUGACGUUUAUCCCUGCAACUGAGUCUCUCAACAACAAGGUUCAAUAUAGCAUUUCAUCCGGCAAUUAUGACGGUCUCUUUCGCAUUAACCAGCGUGCUGGCCUCAGCUAUCUGCACACAAGCAAGAAGAAGUUGUCUCCAGGAAUCUAUAGGCUAGAGGUGAUAAGUGAGAACCAUCUUGAAGGACAGACAGACAGAAGUCUUCAUCUGCAAUUGCUUAUUGAACUGGAGUGAACAGCUCCUGGAACUCUCAGCAGAGAAACCUCUUAUUAAAGAAAAGAGAAGCAGGGUAUAAGAUGUACGUCAAGCUCUAAAGGAGCUUCUGUUUGGUAACUGCUCAAGGGCUACUAAAGGUUUGUUUCUUUUCCCUUAAUGCCCUACCUAUUACUUAGUUCACUAUUGAUUGAAUUUAUACACAGCAUGAUUGUUCUGCAAAGGUCCCAGAGCCUCUCAGGGUAUCACUGCCAACUUGUCUUACCUGAUCUUGGCAUCAGAGCACAGGAUGUAACAAGCAGACAAUGCGCUAGAAUUCAUUUAGAGAGGAAUGCACUUUGAUAUUUUAAUUUAUCACUCAGCAGCGUGCAAGGUGAUCACACGUGUUUCCUUAGGAGGCAUUAGCUCUCCGGAAAUGUGUUCUUUUGAAAUUGCGGCAUGUUAAGUAACAACAUGUUGCUGCGUUUUUGAUACUUCCUUUGACAUAACUAAGAAUUAGUAUAUCAACAUAUUUAUUAAAAUUAAUCCAAAAAAGGAAUAGUCAGAUUAGAGCACACUGUUCACUUCACACAAAGACACACUUUACAGUUUACAUUACAGUUUGGAUGCAGAAGUAAACUUUUUUCUUCUUUGUACAGCAGAAAGGUAACAGAUGACUCCUUAUUCUGUGCCACCAUCAGCUUAUGACCCAUGGCAUGGCAGGCACACUGCUAAUAAUGGUUAAUUAUGAAUUUGCUGAAAUGGGAGGUUAUAGGAGAGGCCAAGUCGGGUGGCUGAAGAAUGCAGAGUGAGAAAAGCAGCAUACUGUAUGUGCUGCACAAAGCAGGCAAGUCAGAGUGGUACGGAAGAACAAAUACAUGGAAUAAUUACCGCAUAGUAAGCGGCUGUACUUCGAGAAAAGCACAGGUGACGUGUGAGCAUUUGGCAUUCUAAUAAGGUUCACGUGUGUUUGUAAUUACAUGUGAUUAUGCUCUUAACCAACUGAAUGUUCAGAUGUGCUUUGGCUCUACCUUGUGCGUACCUCCUCAGGUUAAUCUGUACUGUAUUUCUCAUCAACAACAUCAAUACCUCAAACUUAGCUGGGUAACUGGUGCUGCAUGGCACGGCGCUUCUAAAUAACAUUCA